Pterocles gutturalis (yellow-throated sandgrouse) is the source of this 1748-nucleotide messenger RNA. Its product is annotated as fibrillin-2-like. NCBI's taxonomy places the organism in Eukaryota, Metazoa, Chordata, Aves, Pterocliformes, Pteroclidae. The transcript is spliced from 9 exons. The annotation marks the transcript as partial. Gene Ontology annotation, molecular function: calcium ion binding. The record is from RefSeq and is a predicted model, not a curated record.
AUAAUCGCGAAGGGUUUUGCUUUGCCGAAGUUUUACAGACAAUGUGUCAGAUGGCUUCAAGCAGCCGGAAUCUUGUCACUAAAUCUGAGUGCUGCUGUGAUGGAGGCCGGGGCUGGGGUAACCAGUGUGAGCUCUGUCCGCUUCCUGGAACCACCCAGUAUAAGAAACUGUGUCCACAUGGACCAGGCUAUACUACAGAUGGAAGAGAUAUUGAUGAAUGUAAGGUCAUGCCAAACCUGUGUAGAAAUGGACAGUGUAUUAACACUAUGGGCUCCUUCCGAUGCUUUUGCAAAGUUGGCUAUACCACUGACAUAAGUGGCACAUCUUGUAUUGAUCUUGAUGAGUGCUCCCAGUCUCCUAAACCAUGCAAUUUUAUCUGCAAGAACUCAGAAGGGAGCUAUCAGUGCUCAUGUCCUCGGGGCUACAUCCUUCAAGAAGAUGGAAAGACGUGUAAAGAUCUUGAUGAAUGUCAAACCAAACAACACAAUUGUCAGUUUCUCUGUGUCAACACCCUUGGAGGCUUCACAUGCAAAUGUCCGCCUGGUUUUACACAACAUCACACAGCUUGUAUUGAUAACAAUGAAUGUGGUUCUCAGCCAUCACUUUGUGGAUCAAAAGGAAUUUGCCAAAACACCCCUGGAAGUUUUACAUGUGAAUGUCAAAGAGGAUUUUCUCUGGAUUCUACUGGAUUAAACUGUGAAGAUGUGGAUGAAUGUGAUGGAAACCAUAGGUGCCAGCACGGCUGUCAAAACAUCCUGGGUGGAUACAGAUGUGGAUGCCCACAAGGAUAUAUUCAGCAUUACCAAUGGAAUCAAUGUGUUGAUGAAAAUGAAUGCUCCAAUCCAAACAUGUGUGGCUCUGCUUCUUGCUACAACACACUUGGAAGUUACAAGUGUGCCUGCCCAUCUGGAUUUUCGUAUGACCAAUUCUCCAGUGCAUGCCAUGAUGUGAAUGAGUGUUCUUCUGUCAAGAACCCCUGCAAUUAUGGUUGUUCCAACACUGAAGGUGGUUAUCUUUGUGGCUGUCCACCUGGCUAUUACAGAGUGGGACAAGGCCACUGUGUCUCAGGGAUGGGAUUUAACAAAGGCCAGUACCUGCCACUGGAUGGAAAUGCUGAUGAAGAGAAUGCUUUGUCCCCUGAAGCAUGUUAUGAGUGCAAGAUCAAUGGCUAUUCCAAAAAAGACAACAGGAAGAAGAGAAGUGCUAAUGACACUAUCGAGCAGAUUAGCUUGGAAAGUCUAGACAUGGAUAGUCCUUUGAAGAUGAGAAUCAACAUUUCCAGGCUUGACAACAAGGAGCACAUCCUAGAACUCAUGCCAGCCAUUGAGCCCCUUACCAACCAUGUGCGCUACAUCAUCUCACAUGGCAAUAAUGAUGGCAUCUUUCGAAUCCACCAGAGGGAUGGACUGAGUUAUUUGCACACAGUAAAGAAAAAGUCAGUGCCUGGAACUCAUGCACUGGAAAUCACUAGCAUUCCUCUAUAUAAGAACAAGGAGCUAAAGAAACUGGAAGACAGCAAUGAGGACAACUACCUCACAGGAGAGCUUGGGGAAGCUCUCAGAAUGAGGCUGUGGGUAGACCUCUACUAGCCAUCUUCCAGACUGAGUCCAGUUCUUCAGUCACUUCUGUUCACCUGUCUACCCACCUGAGCAUAUCUGCUUUUCAAGGGCUUUGACCCUGUCACUGACUUUCAGGGGAGGAAUAGAGGGGAAGACCUCUUUCUUUCUAUCCUGCCAAGACUGCAGAAC